AUGCCGGUAACAGCGAGAAGUAAAGAUGAUUUACUUCAACAAAGUUUUCUUGCCUACAAGAAGGACGUGUCAGCACAGAAUGAUAUUCAUUUAUUCAAUCGAACAUAUUGGCCUACGGACGCUAUAGAUUGGUACACUAAAGAUAAAUUUCUCUUUCGUCUUUUCAACCAAGCUUGCCGUACAGAUGACAUUGAUCUCUUAUUCAGUUUUCGAUUUUUCAUUCACGAUUUGCAUCAUAAACUGAAGGAAACCUAUUGUGAACAACAGUUAAAACGUAACCAACAACAAACCAUAAUGGUCUAUCGAGGUACAAUCAUGUCAAAAGAUGAAAUUCAGAUGCUCCUGGCGCCCACCAGCGAAAAGAAACUUAUCUGGUUUACUACAUUCGUAUCAACUAGCUUGAAGAAAGUAGCUGCUGAGAAGUUUGUAUGUAAAUCACUAACUAAUGAUCAAGUUAGUGUACUGGAAGAAAUACAUAUUGAUAACAAGACAGAUAUGUCAUCGGUACCAUUCGUUAUUUUAUCUGAGUCAGAUGAAGAAGGCGAAAAUGAAGUUCUGCUGUCAAUCGGAAGUGUUUUCGAAUUAGAAUCAAUCAAUGAAACAGUAAGUCGGAAAUUCGAUAUUGCUCAACGAGAAUAUCUUAUGAACAAAAACCAAUAG
This is a messenger RNA of Rotaria socialis, 660 nucleotides long. The record is from the annotation of a GenBank genome assembly. NCBI's taxonomy places the organism in Eukaryota, Metazoa, Rotifera, Eurotatoria, Philodinida, Philodinidae.